Molecule: messenger RNA, 1713 nt
Organism: Coprinopsis cinerea okayama7#130
Lineage: Eukaryota; Fungi; Basidiomycota; Agaricomycetes; Agaricales; Psathyrellaceae
Exons: 2
Coding region: 1-1713 (570 amino acids)
Source: RefSeq, a predicted model, not a curated record
AUGCCACCCAAACGGCUGCACCACCACUCGCCCCAGGAACCCACCCGCCGCUCCUCGCGCCUGGCUGCUCUACUGGCGCAGCCGCGCCCACAAACGCACGCGCCGCAGCCGACCACCGCAGCCGCAUCCAGCCAGCCACCCUCAUCGCCGCAGCCUCUACCACCACCCCUUGCUCCCCUCCCUUCUGGGCGCAGACCCCACGAUUCCCCCGAACCCUCCCAGCCACGCAUCCAUCGAGGUGGUGCACGGGCCAAACCACCAGGUCCUGUGCAGCGCAAACUCAAAGCGAACCUAGAUGCGUGGCGCCCUCUUCUCGUUACCGAAGUCGCCACCCGCGCCUCAGCCUACCUGCCCCUUAUUCGAUCGCCUUCACCGACCUCCAACGAAGUGCUGGGUGCACUUUUGGCCAGCUUCUUUUCGUCCCACUCCCACGACAUGAUCCCUCCCCCCGACCCACUUUCGUUCGCUUUUCGACUCCUGAAAUCCAUCAAAACCUCCCUCCCCCCCGAAUUUUCGGCCGCUUUCGACGAACGGCACUCCAAGCAGCUGGCUAGGCGGAAGUCCAAGAAGGAUAUGGGAAGCACGCACGUCUUUCUCUACAAGAACCCCGCGCGCCUCGACCACUUUCGCACCACUGUCGCAACCUUUUACCUCCACCGCCUCCCUGAAGGCCAGGAGUACCCCCCUAGGGGCUGCUUCGUGGCUGAAGGUGUGUCUACCCAGUCAAGCUGGGCCACGUACAUCAGGAACUCCCAGAAGCCCGAUAAACGUGGGAAGCGCAAGCCCGUUCACCUCCUCGACAAAUCCAAGAUCGCAUUCGAAAUCCCAGCUGGUCUUACCUGCAUUAUCCGCGACGCAGACACGAGGGAGGUUGUGUUCUCUGUCGUUCGCAACCUCUCUGGGCUCGCUCCAAUGCUGGCGUUUGCUAAGGAGGUCAUUGAGCAGGCCGUUUCUGAGCGCAGAAGCAUCAGGCUCGAAGAUGCGGGAUCCCUAGUCAUGUUUGGCUACUCGGCGGGUUCGCGCAGCAAGCCAGCCUUCGCGUGGGUCAAGAACCUCCUGGGGAAGCGGGCCGACACCACCGAAUUCAACCACAAGGCCGCCACCGUUCUCGGCUAUGCGUGGCUCAGGAUGAGAGCGCUCCACCCCGGACCCGUCAUCGGCGAUUUCCUCCGUUUCUUCAACCGCUACAACAUUCCCCGCCUCGAUCCAAACUGGCCAGCACCCCCUAGGGACCGCGGUUCAAUCACCCUCCCUCCUGGGUGUGGUGGUUUCGUCUACGAAGGUGCCGAGAACGCACCUGGGUGCGCGGUGUUCGGUGAGCGCUACGCCAGGGCAGUUCACAAGGAGAAGCAGCCCCACGACUGGGCUCUCUCGUGGACUACCCUGCGAACGGGAAACGACCUGCGCGGUGGUAACUUUGUCCUUGCUUCCUACGGCCUGCUCGUCUCCGCGUCCCAAGAUUCGUCGAUGGCGUGGCAGCCUGCUGACUGGCACACCACCACACUCGGCACAUUCGAACCCACCUUCGACAUUCCUGGCCACGAGGACGAGACUUUCAACCAGCAAGGUAUUGCGUUCGUCACCUCACCCAGAAUCAAGAGUGCCUAUCUGAAGUGGAGGGAUGCAAAUGGGCUUUCAGGGUCCGAGCGCGUGGAGGCUGCUAUCCAGGAGUUGGAGUUGGAGGGCGGGGAAGGCGGUGAAAUUUACGAAUAG